This is a messenger RNA of Chrysoperla carnea, 4184 nucleotides long. Its product is annotated as transcription factor mef2A. The coding region runs from base 382 to 3801 and encodes 1139 amino acids. NCBI's taxonomy places the organism in Eukaryota, Metazoa, Arthropoda, Insecta, Neuroptera, Chrysopidae. The transcript is spliced from 8 exons. The record is from RefSeq and is a predicted model, not a curated record.
CAGGAUUACUAUUAUGGCAAUGAAAUUAAUUCAUACAAAGUCUAUCUUCAUAGUUGCAAUGUGUUUAGACACUUCAAUUUUACUAAUAAGAACUUUAUCUACAUCAUCAUCAACAUUGGAGAACAUUGGGAAGAGAACACCAAACACCGAACACGAUUCAAUGAAGACGAAAACAAUAACUUACAAAAACAUUAAUAAAAUGUCAAAACAAUCUGUGAUAAAUAAAAAACUUAAAAAAAGACUUCAGCUUUAGUAGUUUUAUAUUACUCUCUACUCUUUACUACUUAUACUGCGUCGUUCUAAGUCGUUCGAUAAACAAAUAGAAAAAAACAAACAAACACUUUUAUUUAUUAACGUCAACGGUGUUUUCCAAUUUCAAAAAUGGAUAAUUCACCGUCACCACAGCCACCAAGUAGUCAACAUACAUAUCAAACAUCACCAAGUGAUUGUGGAGGUGAUAGCAGUGAUCAUUCAUUGCUAGGACAUUCACAUCAAUGUUUAUGUCCAACACAUUUACAUAAUCAACAUCAUUUAAAUGUUAUAAAUCAAUUAUCACAUGGUCCACCAGGGGGACCUGGACUACCCUCGUCAGGAGGACCUGGUGGUACUCCAUCCCCCGUUGGUGGAUAUCAUGAACAACAGCAUCGUGCUUCCAUUCAUGCUCCACCAAAUCAACAUGAACCAAAGAACAAUGUCGUACAACGUAACAAUAUCUUACAACAAUCAACGAAACAUAAUAAUAGUGGUGUAACAAUGUCAACACAACAAUGUAAUUGUUGUCAUUUAAUACAGCAACAAUAUCAACAGACAAUGAAUGUUGAUACGGAAAUACAUGAAGCGAAUAUUAUACAAAAUCGGAAGUUGGAUGCGGAUGAUAAUAUUGAAAUAUCACCGUUGCCACCAGCGCUUCCACCUAGACCACCGCCUAGACAACGUUUGUGUGGUGCUGGUGGUGAUGCUGGGAACAUGAUUGGGGUUGGACAUCAUCAUCACGGGCAUGGUACACUAGGUGGACAUGGAGGAUCGUCGUUAUUAGGUGGAAAUGUUCGAAGACUACGUGAUGGUGGUUCGAGCUCACACCAUCAUCAUAAUGGCAUCAAAAAGUAUGUUUUUUGGUGUUGUGCAUGCGGUGGUCUGUCCACAAUUAUUGGAGCAUUAUUUUUGGCUGUAUAUUUUAUGUUACGAUCAUAUACAUCCACCUUAACAUAUUUUGAAACAAUUCCAACAUUUGUACCUGCAACUAUGUUAAUGUUAACUGGUUUAUGUGUAAUGAGUUUAGCAAGACGACGAAAUCGUUUUAGUUAUUUAAUAAAAGUAAGCGGAAUAUGUUGUCUGGUAUGUGCGUUAACAUGCGUUUUAGUAACAAUUACCACAACUGUAAUACAUAUGAAUCGUUUACAAACACUACGAGAAUGUGUUUAUACACAAAAAACACGAACUUGUACAUGUUAUUCCGUACUUUUAGAAGCUCAUGCUGAAACUGAUGAAGGUACAAGAUUUGUAUUUGAUUCAACACCAGAUUGUGAAGUCAUCCAUGGAGCAUUGUAUUCAUGUUUACGUGCAAUGUUUGGUUUAUCAGUUAGUGGUAUAUUAGUAUGCAUUUUUUCAUGUAUGCUUGUUUAUCAAUUACUUAGUCAUGAAAGGAAAAAAAUGUAUUGGGAACAAUUAGAAUUACGAUGUCGUUCAUUAUAUCAACAUCAGACAAAUUCUGGAGUGAAUUCAGGUUCAGUACGAGGUCCACCAGUAUCAUUAAGUACCGGUUCUGGAUUUUGUAGUUGUUGUGAAGAAUGUCGUUAUACACCAAUUCCAGCAAAUCCACAUUUAUAUCCAUGGGACACCCACGCAUUAGACAGAUUCUGGACACCGGGACGUAUAGGGAAUUUUUACUCACCAAAUCCAGGAGAGGAAAUUGGCCCAAACACAAAUGUUCCUGGCCUACAAUCGAAUACAGUUGUAGAGGGAAAUGGAAGUAUACGAGCUAGAAAUAAUAAUAGUGGUUGGAAUUGGAGACGUUUACCAUGGAGUCGUGGUGGUGGAGCAUGUCCUGAUUCAACCCGAGCUAGCGGAGUUAAUUUCAAUUACCCAACAACCAUAAGUAGUCCAGAUAGUCAGUAUGGCUUUAGUUCUGUCCCUGGUGGUUUAGCUAGUGGUCCAGUCUCUUCCUCAAUACCUGGUAGUGGGGUUGAAUCAAUAACAGCAACGACUGGAUCCGGUGGUUAUACAGUAUUAGCUGAUAGACAACCACCUGGAGCAUAUUUAUGGGGUCCACCACCUCCUUAUUCAAAUCCAGAUAGUCCAGCUCGUCGGGGUAUUAUAACAUCAGCUUCACCAGCCACUAGGUAUCACCAUUCACAUCAUUUACACCAUGCACACGCACAUUGUCAAUUAAAUGAAGAUCAAAACACCCAGCUAACAGAAUGUCAACAUCAACAGCAACGUCCUCGAAGUCGACCUGGGCCAAUAUCGAAAGAUAAUUAUGAAAAUACAACAGAAUCUGAGCAUGGCCAUAACGGACAUCAUCUUCAAAGUGAAUCCGCUGAAAAUACGGAUAAUUCAAGUAGCGGAAUAUCAAAUACUUUACCCGUACGAAAAACCAAAAAACGUAUGGAUAUAUCCUCAGUAAAAAGUGUAAACCAACAAAAUUUUCGUACAAACAUUCAAAAUAUUUUUCAAACUCAACAAAAUUUUGACGAAUCUUCGGAACAACAUAGUGAUGAACAUAAUUAUCAAGAACCAAAUCAAAUAAACAAAGAUACAAAUUCACCGUCUUCGGCACAAAAAUGUCGAUUCCUUCCACGAUUGCAAGGUGUCGAAAAUCCAGCCUUCCAAACACAAGAAACGACCGCUCAACCGAGCAAACCACAAGAACCAACGGAAUCUGAAGUAUAUUUCGCUGAUGUUUCGAGUUGUUGUAAUAUAUCGGUGCGAAAUGACGGUCAUGAUUCUUCGUUGUAUGAUGAAGCUUUAAAUCAAAAGAUGAAUCAAAAUUUUAGUGCACCAGGAGGUGUGCCACCAAAUGGAGAUGAUGAAGACUACUUAGCACAUCGUAUGGGUAAACGGCAAAUGUCAACACGAAGUCGUUUACCAUUUCCAUUACCGAACUCUGAUGAACAUUGUAAAGAAUUAUCUUCAGAUCAAUGUCUUCAGCAAUUAUUACCAAAAGAUCUCUCUCAAAAUAGUUUAAGUAAUUGCAGUAAUGUCCAAACUCCUCUAACCGACACCACAGACGAUGCUUUAACCCCUUCUGUGUCCUCACAAAAACUUCCACAAACUCCCACGGAAUGUCAUCAUUUACAUCCUGGAAUGAUGAAAUUUUCCACGUCAAAUGAGAAUCUCGAUGAUCAAUUUUUAGCACCCGAUGCCCAAUACGAAGUUAUAGCCCAAACAACGUCUGCAUCAAGUAACUUAACGACAACAAUUUCUGGUUUAAAUAAUUUUACAACCCAAAAUUGUUUUGGUAACCAUUUCAGUCCAAAAAAUAAUAAUGUCCCUCCAAAAUCAAUUAAUUGUACUAAUAGUAAAUCAUCAUCAACGUCACCUAGAAAAAGUAUUGGAUCAAAUAUAUCUACAUUAAUACAAAAUUUAGGUGGGAAUCCUGUAGGUUUAUUAUAUGGGGAAGUGAAUAGCGUGGAAGAUGAUGAUGAAAUUCAAGCACAAUUAGGUGGAAAUCAUAGUGAUGUUACCAUGGAUUCAGGUUGGCAAAGUGGUUCAGAUCGACCUGAUUGUAUACGUGGUAAUUCUGGAACGGCGAAUAAUAAUGAUAGUUCUGAAGAAACUACACCAAGAUCUGUUAAUGUUUAAUGUAAUAAAAUCAAUUAGGUUAAAAAAAAUUCGCAGGGUCGCAUCGUUUAUGCAAAAAUAGAACUGAAAGCAUAUAUAAAGAUUUAACUUGAUGAGUACAAAGAAGCAUACUUCAAAAAACGCAAAACGUCUAGAAGUGUGCUUGUCUGUAUCAUAUAAGGAUGGUGUGAUGACAAGAAAAAUGUCACAUAGUGACAAUCUUAGUAAGAAUUAAGCAUUCCAAAAUUAUAAUUUCAAAUAUAGUUUAGAGACUAAUUCUUUCAAUAUUUUCGCAAAGAACGGAUAAAAUAUGACAAUAAAGGCAAAAUUUCAUUUAUUGACUUUAUCGUAGUGAUAUACUCUCAUCAAGUGCAUCAGGUCUUUAAAAUUUAAAAAAUCAGUCA